AUGUCUAGUACGGUUCCAAACAGUUCUGCACUCAGAGCUUUGGCCUUAGAAUAUAAAAGCCUUCAGGAGGAGCCCGUCGAAGGUUUUAGAGUGAAACUGUUAGGAGAGGAUAAUUUAUUCGAAUGGGAAGUUGCAAUUUUUGGACCACCAGACACUUUAUAUCAAGGCGGAUACUUCAAGGCACAUAUGAAGUUCCCUCCAGACUAUCCAUAUUCUCCACCUUCCAUUAGGUUCCUGACAAAAGUGUGGCAUCCAAAUGUAUAUGAGAACGGCGACCUGUGCAUAUCGAUCCUCCACCCGCCCGUCGACGACCCGCAGUCGGGCGAGCUGCCCUGCGAACGCUGGAACCCCACCCAGUCGGUGCGCACCGUUCUGCUCUCGGUGAUAUCGCUGCUCAACGAGCCGAACACAUUCAGCCCCGCGAACGUCGACGCGAGCGUGAUGUACCGCCGCUGGCGCGACUCCAAGGGCAAGGACAAGGAGUACGAGAACAUCAUCAGGAAACAGGCGCAGGUGGCGCGCAUGGAGGCGGAAAAGGAAGGCAUAGUUGUACCUCUAACGUUAGAAGAUUACUGCAUCAAGACUCAAGUAAAAUCGACCACACAGGAGCCGCAGUUGGACAUGACCGACUUCUACGACGACGACUACGACGACCUCGACUCGGACUCGGACGAGGAGAUCGAGGGCGGCGAGGGCGACGGCGACGACAGCGGCAACGGGGAGUCG
Iphiclides podalirius (scarce swallowtail) is the source of this 726-nucleotide messenger RNA. NCBI's taxonomy places the organism in Eukaryota, Metazoa, Arthropoda, Insecta, Lepidoptera, Papilionidae. The record is from the annotation of a GenBank genome assembly.